This is a messenger RNA of Knipowitschia caucasica, 2388 nucleotides long. NCBI's taxonomy places the organism in Eukaryota, Metazoa, Chordata, Actinopteri, Gobiiformes, Gobiidae. The record is from the annotation of a GenBank genome assembly.
AUGAGCGGGGACCGUGAGCACAGAGAGUCGCAGGUCAAUUGUGGAUCCAAAGGGAAUGACUCUCACAAGCAUAAAGACAAGCACAGAGAGCACAAACACAAGGAUCACAAGAAGGACAGAGGCCACGAGCGCUCCAAGCACAACAGCGAACAUAAAGAGCACUCAGAGAAAAAACACAAAGACAAACUGAAGCACAGCGAUGGCUCCGACAAACACAAGGACAAAGAGAAGAGGAGAGAAGACAAGGUGAAAUUGUCCCACACAGACAAACCGAAGAAAGAAAAAGAGAAUGGAUAUGUCAGACAUUCAAGUCCUGGUAUUAAAAGCGAGCCAGAGGAGGACAAUGGCUUUCAUCCAGUCUCCAAACACAAGGCAUCGAAACGAGAGCUGGACGAUGAAGAAUUUGAUUAUAAACCCAAAAAGGUGAAAACAGAACAUGACAAAAAGGAAAAGAAGAGGAAACAUGAAUAUGAGGAAGAAGAUGAGGAGGAGGAGGACAUAAAACCCAAGAAGACAAAAGAUAGAAGUGCAAAAGACGGGAAGAAGAACAAAAAGGAGGAGGAAGAGAAAUGGAAAUGGAGUUGCUGGAUUAACUGGUUCAUGAACACAAUUGCAUCACUGCCUUCCGACUUUUCGGGGAUAUUGACGAACCGAAGAUUACAAGCGCGGCUCCUGGUUUCUGCAUCGUCAAUUUUGUCCCGGAGGUGGGAAGAGGAGAGAUACACCGAUGGAUCAAAGUGGCGCUUUCUGGAACAUAAGGGACCGGUGUUUGCUCCUCCCUAUGAGCCUAUGCCAGACAAAGUCAAGUUUUUCUAUGAUGGUAAACCCAUGAAGCUUAGCGCUCCAGCUGAAGAAGUCGCCACUUUCUUUGCUAAAAUGUUGGACCAUGAAUACACCACUAAAGACAUUUUUAGGAAGAAUUUUCUCAAGGACUGGAGAAAGGAAAUGACUCCAGAGGAAAAGUCAAAGAUAACUGACCUAAACAAAUGUGGCUUCAGUGAGAUGAGCUCAUACUUUAAAGCUCAGUCUGAGGCACGAAAGCAGAUGACGAAAGAGGAGAAGCAGAAAAUCAAAGAGGAAAACGAGAGGAUCCUUCAAGAAUACGGUUUCUGCAUCAUGGACAAACACAAAGAGCGGAUUGGGAACUUUCGCAUCGAGCCGCCGGGACUUUUCCGCGGGCGAGGGGACCAUCCUAAAAUGGGAAUGUUGAAACGGCGCAUCAGACCUCAGGAUAUUAUCAUCAACUGCAGCAAAGAUUCCAAGAUUCCCAAACCUCCUACAGGGACAAAGUGGAAAGAAGUGCGUCACGACAAUAAGGUGACGUGGCUGGCUUCAUGGACCGAGAACAUUCAGGGCUCCAUCAAGUACAUCAUGUUGAAUCCCAGCUCCCGGAUCAAGGGGGAAAAAGACUGGCAGAAGUAUGAGACGGCUCGGCGACUGAAGAAGUGUGUGGAUCGCAUUCGGAACCAGUACAGAGAAGACUGGAAGUCAAAGGAGAUGAGGAUCAGACAGAGAGCAGUGGCGCUGUACUUCAUAGAUAAACUGGCGCUCCGAGCUGGAAAUGAGAAGGAGGAGGGGGAGACUGCGGACACUGUGGGCUGCUGCUCGCUGAGGGUCGAACACAUCAAACUUUAUCCCAAAAUGGACGAACAGGAAUUUGUGGUGGAGUUCGAUUUCCUGGGAAAGGAUUCAAUUCGCUAUUACAACAAAAUCCCAGUAGAGAAAAGGGUCUUUAAAAACCUACAAUUGUUCCUUGAAAACAAGCAGCCAGAAGACGACCUCUUCGACCGACUAAAUACCUCGAUUCUAAACAAGCACUUACAGGAACUGAUGGACGGCCUCACGGCGAAAGUGUUUCGAACGUACAACGCCUCCAUCACGCUUCAGCAGCAGCUCAAACAGCUCACGUGCGGUGAUGACAGCGACCCGGCAAAGAUCCUGUCCUACAACAGAGCCAACCGGGCGGUGGCCAUUCUCUGUAACCACCAGAGAGCUCCGCCCAAGACCUUUGAGAAGUCCAUGCAAAACCUCCAGACCAAAAUUGAUGACAAACAAAGCCAACUGUCCACUGCUCGGAAGCAGCUAAAAUCUGCCAAAUCUGACUACAAGGCGUCCCACGAUGAGAAGAGCCAAAAAACUGUGGAGCUGAAGCGAAAAGCCGUGCAGAGAAUAGAGGAGCAGCUGAUGAAGCUCCAGAUGCAGGCGACAGACCGAGAGGAGAACAAACAGAUCGCAUUGGGAACGUCCAAACUCAACUACCUGGACCCACGCAUCUCUGUGGCCUGGUCCAAAAAGUACGGCAUCCCGAUCGAGAAGAUCUACAACAAAACUCAGAGAGAGAAGUUUGCCUGGGCGAUCGAUAUGGCGGAAAAGGAUUUCGAGUUUUAA